UGCUUCGUUCGCUUCAGUCUAAGUUGAAUAACACAGUGAAUCAGUUCAUUAAGUGUGUUUCACGGAUCGUAACGCUCGCAACCCAGCACAUUUGGCACAUCUUUAAGUCAAGACAGCCUCAGUCAAAUCGAUUCUCGAACGAAACGAAUCACCCACAAAUCGAUUAAAUAAUAUUAUUGAAUCAAAUCAAUCGACCAUAAAUUGAUAUGUUCAUUGUCAUCGCUGCAAAAAUUAAGUUGUGCUUCAAUUAUUUGAAUUAAUUCGAUUCUUUUUUCCUGUUCGAUUAAAUUGAAACACAAAUAUUCGAAACAUCUGUAGAUCGCGCAAAGAAAAAGUGAAAAGCGAAAGAGAUCAGAUCGGAACGCGUAUGGAAUGUCUUGUCUUGUUUUUUGUUUACAACUCACAGUUAUUAGCAGUGUUUUAUUUAAUCUGAAUGGACAAUGUUAAUAACAUUUUUGACGAAUACAACGAACAUCACACGAGCGAUUUAGUGCAAAAAUAGGUCAAAAACAAUAAACAAAAAAUCACAAAAAAAAAUUCUUUCAUAAAUAUACAAAGGCGCCACCGAAAUUAAAUUGUAAAUAAAAAUUUCAUGCAAAAUUGAUAACGAAACAGAAAGAAUCGAAGUUAAAAAGAAUAAAUAAAUAUGAAUAUUAUUUGUCCGGUGACUGAACACAUUUUAUGAAUAGAUACCGUGUGUGUGUUCUUAAAGUGAAUAGAUAAACACUGAAAGUUCAACUUAAAUACAGUUUUUACUGAAUUUUUUUUCUUCUGCAAAUCGAUUCAAAGAAACGAUAGAUAAUAGAUAGAAACAGCAGAAGAAGUAGAAGAAAAAGUCGAGUGAACCGAAGAGAUUUCUCGAUUAAAUUAAGAAAGUUGUAUUGCACCCGUGUUACCGAAUUUGGACAGAUUGCAACAGUUGCUGGAACUGACAAUGAAAAGACUGCAUCGUAGCGAUUCCUUCGAUAAAAACUAAUCGAAUACAGCAGACGUCCACAGACAUUUGUGAGCACCAACAAUUAGAACUACGAACAAGCAGAAGAAAAGAAAGAAGGGAGAAAAAGAUGGCUCGACGCCACUUGUCGCUGUAUUUAAAAAUAUUCGCACAUCAUUUCAUCGGAAAUGUGAGAGCGAGUUUCUUCGUCAUUCUCAUUCUGUCACAAUUUUUUCUGGAAAAUGGGCGAUAUUGUGUCACAGCCAUUUCACAUCGAUCCUCAUCGUCGACGACGAAAGCGGAAAAAUUCGGCGCCUACAUGGAACGGCAGCCAGAAAGUACAGUUGCUCCACUAUAUGACGAAGUGUUAUUUGAAUGCGGUUUGAACUUGGAUUCGGAUCGCAUCGAAUGGCGGUUUCGGCCACAAAAACAACGUUUCAACAGUGUUAAUAAUCACAGCGAAUUUAUCUACCUGAAUAGAAUGGAUGGAUACAAUAUAACGACCGAAGAUAGCAUAUCAAAAUUGCGAAUUUAUGUGAAUCAAUAUUCGGCGGGCGAGUAUCAGUGUUUGGCAUGGUUGGGAGCCAGUGCACUCGCCUCCAUUCCAGCCAAACUACUUUUGGCAAAUAUCAGCGUUGACACAUCGGUAAAUGCACGCGUGCUACACUGGAGAGUGCCGCCCGGCAAUAGCAUACUAAUCAACUGUGGAGAAGUGAAAUCCAACCCGCAACCCAUUUGGAAUUUUUACAAAGAUGAUCAACCGCUGUCAAACACUAAUCCACAAUUGUCAACGGGAGCUCUUAUGUUGCAGUCGGUCACGCAUUUGGAUUCGGGCACGUAUUGGUGCAAAGCUGUGAAUACAAUAACCGGUGUCGAAGUGAAAUCAUUGCAAAAAACCAGUGUGACUGUUGAACACACGCCGAGAGGACCACCCACACUUUUGUACAGCUCAUCGGAUCAUGUGAUCGUUAAGCCUGGUGCAACGGCAAUUCUAGAAUGUCCAGGCAUUGGUUAUCCAGUGCCAAAAACGAGUUGGACGCGACCAGGAACGGUGAUUUCAAAUAAUCGAACAUCUGUGUUUGGCACCGGAUUGCAAAUCCUAAACGCACGGCCCGAAGAUCGCGGAGAGUACAUUUGCCAAUUGGACAAUGGCAUCAUACCAGCGAAAACGUUGAAAAUUCGAUUAGAUGUUUUGGAAGCGCCAAAAAUAGAACGAGGCCCAAUCGACACGCUUACCGACGAAGGUGAACGACUUGAAUUGGAAUGUAUCGCGACAGGUUUUCCCAUCCCAACGAUUUAUUGGCUCAUCAACGGUGUCGAUACGCGCAUGGAUCCAACAAUUCGUGCCACUGGUAGCCGACUCAUCAUUGACGGUCUGCAGAAGAAACACGCCGGCAUUGUGCAAUGCUUUGCACGAAACGAAGAGAGUGAAGUUUGCGAAAGUAAACUGCUUCAAGUGAAGCCAAAAACCAUUUCCGGUGAUAUGAUGGGCACACAGCCACUCGGCACAAUUCCAAAUUUUUCCAAGUCGAAUCGUGAACGGAACAGCAAACCGGGCAAGGGUAAAAAGAAGCACAAGCAUACGAUUAUGGUGCCACCAACACGACCGAAUGUGACUCGUUUGGCUGAUGAUAAGGUGAUGGUGCGUUGGUCGGUGCCACCACAUGACGAAGGUUUACCCAUUCUUUUCUUCAAAGUGCAGUAUCGUUUGCUUGGCAGCACAACAAAGCCUACUAAACGUUCACAAUGGAUGACGGCCGAUGUUGAUAUCGCACCAAAUACAUUUAUGUACGAAGUCGAUGGACUGAAAGCCUCGAAUUGGUAUCGAUUCCGCAUUGCAGCGGUGUACUCAAACAAUGACAAUCAACUGAGCAAUGCAUCGCGAAACUUCCUGCUGAGAAGCAUAGAGCAAAUUGAUGAGAGGAACAGACAGUUGCCAGCACCGAAUCUUACACGAGUCGAACCGAUCUCUGAAACGUCAGUCGUGCUGCACUGGACACUGGCCGAACACAAUCAGAUCGAUUUUGAUGGUUUCUACGCUUACUUCCGACCGGCUUCGACUGCUGGCGAAUAUAUGAAGGCAACGAUUGAUGGCAUGGAAAAGCGUAGCUUCCAAAUUGAUGACUUGGAAUCAGGAACCGCAUAUGAAUUUAAAUUGCAAAGCUUUACUUCGUCAGCUGCAUCCGAUUUUAUGGCAAUCAUCACUGGAAAAACACUGAAACCGUCAACUCCAUCACCGAUCGAUCCGAGUGUCAUAACUACCAGCAAGAGUACGACCAAACCACCAAAACCAUACGUUUUACUGGUGGCUGGUUUGGUAGGAGCCGGAUUCAUUUUGCUUAUCACAUUCAUUUUCCUGUGCUUCUUCAUGAAACGACGAAAGAAAUCUGGUUUGCAUGAUGCAAAUGAAAAUAAAUCACAUCCGGACCACAUACAAGCCGAAGCAAAUGGAUUCCCCGUUGGAAAUGUCGGAAGCAAUGGACGCAUCAAUUCGCCGGUGCAUAAAAAUCGAUUGAAUGGCGUUGUGCCGCGUAUGAAUAUGAAUAUCACGCCGAAUCCUUUAGCCGAUGGCGAUAAGGUAUUUAGACCAUAUGAAAACAUACCUGUAGCCAGAUCGUACUAUUUUAACCGAACUAGCAAUUAUUAAUCAAACUAAUUUCGGAAUGAACGAUUCAUGAAUUAUUUAUGCUCAAUCAACUCAAUCGAAGCAAUGGUUUAAAUAAGUUUACUCGAACCGAUGAUACAACAGAAGUACAGAAGUGUUAAGCGCUGUCAUUUUUAUUUACGUGGUAAAAUGUGUUUGAACGAUCGCUAUUGAGCUCUUGUGCUUAAAUGCUGUUAAGCGCAGGUGUUAUUCUAGCAUCGAAAUUUAAGUAUACCAUUGAUUCAAAACCGAUAUUUUGCUCAAGUGUAGAUGUAGUGUAGGUGCCGCACAAUAAUUACAAAUCUAAAUGUCACUUCCGUCCCAACAACAACAAAAAAUACCUCAAAAAUCCCACUAAAAAACGACCAAGAAAAAUUAAAACGCAUAACAAAAAAAAACUAAUUUGUACUCAGUCGAUUAAUACAUAUGACAAUAAGUAGUGCAUGAAAUCAAACAACGAACUCCUAUCCAAUCCUAUCCCACCCACACACAAAAAAUCCCAUCCAAAAACGAAAUCGAUCCUUGUCUUUGUGGCUAUAAGUAGACUUCGUUGUACGACUUUGAAGAAUUUCUUCUAGCGUGACUCUUCUAGAAUAAUCGCACCGUGAUGGAGCUGCGCUUUCUGCCGACCUCGCUGACGCCCGGAGCACCAACCAUUACGGACAACCACCAUCAGCACACGCACAUCCAGAACAACAACUGUGAACCAUCGCCCGGUACCGAGCAAUACAAUCGCCGUAAUCAAGCAAAUCGACUGCCACCGCCACCAUCGUCACAACCGCAACCAUUCAACGGUACGCUGAUCAAUGGCCUGCCAACCAUUCAGAACAUUGGUUCGACCACUGAAAUCGGCAUACCACAAGUGACCGAUUUAAAUAAUCGCAUUCCAACUUCGUUGCGUCGCACACCGCGCCGAACCAAUGGCGUACCAAACGGUCCUCCCGUGCCACAAAGCCCUCGAUUCAUGCGCAGUGGCAUCAGCAAUGACAUUUUACAUCACAAUCGUUCACCGAUUCCAAGCCGCGUUGCGGCGGCCGUUGCAUCCAGCAAACGGCACCGUCUCGGCGGCCGUAACAAUGAAAACAUUUCAUGUGGCAGCCUAAACAGUAUUGAGGUGUAGCUCAACAGUCAACGUCUACAUUGUUUUUAACACUGAAUUCAUAGAGGAAAAAACACAUGAGAGAAUUUAACGACUGUCAAUUACACACACACACAUGCACAACGUAAUUUAUUUGUAGAAUUUCUUAUUUAAGGAGAAAACAAAUGGCACCAUGAAAAUCAAAAUUCAUUUAUGAUUAAACCAAUAAGACAUUACAAUACACAAUUAUUUAUAAAAUCUUUGUGAUAUCAAUUCGGUGGGUGAAAUAAACCACUUAAAACAAAUGCGCAAAUUGUUUGUGAAUUAAGACAUCCAGCAUAGAAUUUAAGAUUGAAUAGAAGAAAAAUAAGCUAAAUUUGACUUUACAAUACAGCUAUUCCUAAUGAAAUGAGGAUAAUUUUUCGACACGAAUUGAAUACAGGAAGUUCAUUCAUUCAAGCUGUUAUUUUAUUUGUAUAACCUUGAUGACCAUUAAGGGCAGAAACAAAUAAAUCGAACAGUUUUCUAUUCUCUUAGAUACACAGACAAUUCGCUUUUAGGAAUUAAAAUUAUUGAAUUAGAUUUUUUAAAAUAUUGUAAAUAAAUUUUCAUUCUAUGCUUCACAUUGAGGCCAGUCCAUAUGGAAACAAUUUUUUUUUGUCAAAAAAACACAUAUAAUAUCUACUUGUGCUUUGCAUUAGAUUUACCCGAAAAACACAUUUAGAUUUUAUAGGCAAUAAUACAAGAAAAUUGAUUUGAUUUGAUUCGAAUUUAUUUAAGUAAUUAAUAUCUAUUAAAAUCUAUCGAACUGAGUGCAAAAAA
Messenger RNA from Sitodiplosis mosellana (orange wheat blossom midge), 5478 nucleotides. It is a transcript of the gene boi, whose product is annotated as interference hedgehog. The coding region runs from base 1065 to 3581 and encodes 838 amino acids. The record is from RefSeq and is a predicted model, not a curated record. Gene Ontology annotation, molecular function: protein binding. Gene Ontology annotation, cellular component: plasma membrane; axon. Gene Ontology annotation, biological process: axon guidance; cell-cell adhesion. The transcript has 8 exons. NCBI's taxonomy places the organism in Eukaryota, Metazoa, Arthropoda, Insecta, Diptera, Cecidomyiidae.